AGGCCCACUUUAAUAAAAAUGGAUAAAAACAGGCGCACAGCUGUGGUUACAGUUAGCUCCCGCUAGUCUGCCGGCGGUCGCUUAGUAAGCCAUUAUAACAUAUGGAUUGCAUAGUACUUACUUCAUGCUGCAUGUAUGGUGAGGAAUUAACCUCAGUCCGCCGCACGUUUUGCAUAACGUGCGCUUGUGCACAUGUUUAAUGUUUUGGAACCCUACGCUGGUGCGCGGUGUCCGGCGCGUGCUGGAGGGGAGCGGUGAAGUGCCAGGGAAGCCAUCUUCCCAAAUGUAAACACAUGUAAUCUCCCGAUGUCAGCUUCCUAGGGAUGUUUGCCAGUCUCUUAUAAUAAUGCCAGACUAUUCAGGGUUGACAAUAACUUCUACUUUCGUGUCAUUUAAUAGGGGUUAGCGCAACAGUGGCCGCUGGUUUGUUUAUAAAAACACAAUUUAUGUUGCCUUAGCGAAACGGCUUCAUCAGAUGUAGGACGGCUCGUGACCUCCCAAUCUCAGUGAGCAGCAUCGAGCUCUGGUUUAGAAAAGACGCAGAAUAAUAACUUUUGAAGCCGUGAUUUCUGGGUUGGAGAACUGGUGAGUGCGUUUCCAUGAGGCCCACUUUAAUAAAAAUGGAUAAAAACAGGCGCACAGCUGUGGUUACAGUUAGCUCCCGCUAGUCUGCCGGCGGUCGCUUAGUAAGCCAUUAUAACAUAUGGAUUGCAUAGUACUUACUUCAUGCUGCAUGUAUGGUGAGGAAUUAACCUCAGUCCGCCGCACGUUUUGCAUAACGUGCGCUUGUGCACGUGUUUAAUGUUUUGGAACCCUACGCUGGUGCGCGGUGUCCGGCGCGUGCUGGAGGGGAGCGGUGAAGUGCCAGGGAAGACGAUGAGGCCCACUAUAUCCAAAUAAAGAUUAAUUUAAACUUUAACUUUAGUCUGGAAGUGGUCACGUAUACUGUUACUUUGCUAAAACAAGUCAUGAAAAUAUCUGCUUGAGUGAGAGUACAAAAGUAUUUUCUGAAAAAAAGAAAAAAACACUUGAGUAGGGAGUAACAUAAGAAAUUACAAAACACACACACAGGGUCUUUUCUCAUAGUUGUUUAUUUGAUGUGGAUGUGACUGGAAUUAUUUCAGCCACUGGGCUUCCUCUGGUAAAGGUAAAUAGGUGAACAUAAACUCGUAGUUAUUUGUAAUGAAAUGACAAGUCAUCCGCUCCUGAACACCUGCCACAUUUACACCAGGACAAUAUUCCUAAGCCUAAGUAAAGACUGAUUUAAAAACAUGUUCUUUCUUGUUGUCUCCUUUAAUAAAUUAUGACUUAGCAAACAAAUCAAAUUAGGAGAUGUCGCCGUUUCCUAAUGUGUUACCUAUUAAAUACAGCUGUGUUCACUUUCACCUGUGGGAGAUCAUCUGUGCUUAAAACAUGACAUCAGUCACAUCAGUUUGUCUCUGUGUGUGCAUAAUCUGGUCCCUCUACAACAGGCUAAACCACUGAGCGUGCAAAACAGACACUGCUCUCUGUCAGCUCAGCGUCAGCACGGUUUACUGAUGGACUGACUUCGCAACCAGAGCCCGCUGCACUGCGCACUGAGUGACGGAAUAGCUCCUUGCAGUCAAUUGCAAGAUGGCAUUUAAAAAGUCCAUAUCCCUUGAAUUUGUUACAGGUGUAAUGCUGCAUGCAUCGUACUUGUUAAAAGUUCAGUCUUGUGUUUCAGCUGUUGACUUAUUUCUCCACAUGUUGGAUGUUUGCUUUUCCAUCACACACACAGAAAAUGACACUGAAAGACUGCCCGGUGUGCCUGUUGGGUUAUGCAAAUGUUUCCGGGCACAUGAAGGAAGUGCACGGUGUCACAGACCGGGAGGAGAGGAGGCUGAUGCUGGGAAUGGCAUCAGGAAGAUAUGGAGGCCCCCUGUGUUGCCCUGAAAUGAGGUGCCGUGGGAGGGAGUUCACCAGGCUGGAUUGUCACCUGAACACUGUUCACAAAAUGGCGAAGGACAAAAGGACAGAGGUUUUGAUGAAACAACGGAGGGCCGCCAUUUUCUCAAGACUCAAUCAAAUAAAAAAGAAAAGAAAAGAAGUUGAAGUGAUCCAGCAGUCCCUGAUGUCCAUUGGGCAGGGAGUGGACAACUUACAUACUGGGAAGAAAAUAGGCUUCCAUCGAAAAGGCCUGGCAACCGAUGGUCUGGAGAAAGAGGAGGCAGGUCCUCCUCUGUGUGGUGAAGCUGCCUCAACAGCAGGUGGAUCCUCACCACCACCGCCUCCACCACAGCCUCGUGUUCCCGGGUCACCACCGUCUGUUGGCUGUCCCUCACAGGACAGCGGCAGCUCAGUGGAGGCAGCAGAGCCUGGGACGUCUCCACUGGCACCAAACCUGAGUGAGGCCUGCAGCAGCUGGUUAGCUGAGGAUUCAUCUCAGGAUGCCCUGGAAGUGCUGUUCACCACUAACCUUGAGUGGGAGGUCGACAGCCUACCAGAUUUCUCCUGGCUAGUGUAAGAUUGUGUCCUCCUUGUAUAUAUGUAUAUAUUUGUUUAUAAUGUUUUACAUUUUAUUUGUAUCUUU
Molecule: messenger RNA, 2551 nt
Organism: Micropterus salmoides (largemouth bass)
Lineage: Eukaryota; Metazoa; Chordata; Actinopteri; Centrarchiformes; Centrarchidae
Exons: 5
Coding region: 1733-2485 (250 amino acids)
Source: RefSeq, a predicted model, not a curated record